Peromyscus leucopus (white-footed mouse) is the source of this 2560-nucleotide messenger RNA. RefSeq names its product VGF nerve growth factor inducible (gene Vgf). The record is from RefSeq and is a predicted model, not a curated record. Bases 188 to 2044 code for a protein of 618 amino acids. NCBI's taxonomy places the organism in Eukaryota, Metazoa, Chordata, Mammalia, Rodentia, Cricetidae. Gene Ontology annotation, molecular function: neuropeptide hormone activity. Gene Ontology annotation, biological process: regulation of synaptic plasticity; carbohydrate homeostasis. The transcript is spliced from 2 exons.
GCCGGAGCGAGAGCGCAGCAGCUGACCCAGCGGAGCCCGGCUCCCAGGACGCCAGCCCUCGACCACCGCUCGCACUCCGGCCACGGAACGGAGCCAAGGCGGACGGGGCCCGGUCUUCCCCCUGUCCCGACCCUCCUCUCCACCUUCCGCCGUCGUGACACCGGCUGUCUCUGGCAGCCCGUUGGUCAUGAAAACCCUCACGUGGCCGGCAUCCGUCCUCUUCUGCUUCCUUCUACUGAUCCAGGGGUUGGGAGCAGCGCCCCCCGGGCGCUCCGAUGCUUAUCCUCCUCCCCUCGGCUCUGAGCAUAAAGAGCAGGUAGCUGAGGACGCAGUGUCCCGGCCAAAGGAUGGCAGCGCCCCAGAGGUCCGAGCCGCUCGGAAUUCCGAGCCUCAGGACCAGGGAGAGCUCUUCCAGGGCGUGGAUCCCCGGGCGCUGGCCGCGGUACUGUUGCAGGCACUGGACCGUCCGGCCUCGCCCCCGGAGGUCCCAGGAGGUUCCCAGCAGGGAGCACCCGAAGAAGCAGCAGAAGCUCUGUUAACCGAGUCCGUGCGCAGUCAGACCCAUAGCCUCCCGGCACCAGAGAUCCAAGCGCCCGCUGCGGCCCCCCCUCGCCCUCAGACUCAGGACAACGAUCCCGAGGCCGACGACCGCUCAGAGGAGCUGGAGGCGCUAGCGUCCUUGCUCCAAGAACUUCGAGAUUUCAGUCCGAGCAACGCUAAGCGCCAGCAAGAGACGGCCGCAGCAGAGACGGAAACCCGCACGCACACGCUGACCCGAGUCAAUCUGGAGAGCCCCGGGCCAGAGCGCGUAUGGCGCGCUUCCUGGGGAGAGUUCCAGGCGCGCGUCCCGGAGCGCGCUCCUCUGCCACCCCCUGUCCCUUCGCAAUUCCAGGUUCGAAUGCCCGAAAGCGCUCCCCUUCCCGAAACCCAUCAGUUCGGGGAAGGAGUGACCUCCCCUAAAACACAUCUAGGUGAGACUCUGACACCUUUAUCCAAGGCGUACCAAAGCCUAGGUGGCCCCUUCCCCAAGGUGCGCCGCCUCGAGGGCUCACUCCUGGGCGGCUCUGAGGCUGGAGAGCGCCUGCUUCAACAAGGGCUGGCUCAGGUAGAGGCGGGGAGGAGACAGGCGGAGGCCACCCGGCAGGCCGCGGCGCAAGAAGAGCGGCUGGCCGACCUCGCCUCCGACCUGCUGCUCCAGUAUCUGCUGCAGGGCGGAGCCCGGCAGCGCGAUCUCGGGGGUCGCGGGCUGCAGGAGACGCAGCAAGAGCGGGAGAGCGAGAGGGAGGAGGAGGCGGAGCAGGAGAGACGCGGUGGUGGGGAGGACGAGAUGGGGGAAGAGGAUGAGGAGGCGGCGGAGGCGGAGGCGGAGGCAGAGGAGGCGGAGAGGGCGCGGCAGAACGCGCUCCUGUUCGCCGAGGAGGAGGAGGACGGGGAAGCCGGAGCCGAGGACAAGCGCUCCCAGGAGGAGGCGCCAGGCCAUCGGCGGAAGGAUGCUGAGGGGGCAGAGGAGGGCGGGGAAGAGGACGACGACGACGAGGAGAUGGAUCCGCAGACCAUCGAUAGCCUCAUUGAACUGUCCACCAAACUCCACCUGCCAGCCGACGACGUGGUCAGCAUCAUCGAAGAGGUGGAGGAGAAACGGAAGCGGAAGAAGAACGCCCCUCCCGAGCCGGUGCCGCCCCCCCGGGCCGCCCCAGCCCCCACUCAUGUCCGCUCCCCGCAGCCCCCACCGCCAGCCCCGGCCCGGGAUGAGUUGCCGGACUGGAACGAAGUGCUCCCACCCUGGGAUCGGGAGGAGGAUGAGGUGUUUCCCCCGGGGCCCUACCACCCCUUCCCCAACUACAUUCGGCCGCGGACACUGCAGCCACCCGCGUCCUCCCGCCGCCGUCACUUCCACCACGCGCUGCCACCUGCGCGCCACCAUCCCGACCUGGAGGCCCAGGCCCGGCGCGCGCAGGAGGAGGCGGACGCGGAGGAGCGCCGGCUGCAGGAGCAGGAGGAGCUGGAGAAUUACAUUGAGCACGUGCUGCUGCGCCGCCCGUGACCCGCCCCGGCCCCGCCCCCGCGCGCCCGCCCCAGGCUGGGCGCGCCACCACGCCCCCCCUCCGUGUCGCUCCUCCUCCCUCUCGGUGUUUGCAUGCGCCCCGGCUCCGCCCCUCGGCUGCCGCCCGGCCCCGCCCCACGUGACCCCGCCCCGAGCUCUGCCGGGACCGGACCUGUCAGACUUGCCCCGGGUCUGCAGUCCAGAACUCCCCAAACUCACGGGCGAUCCCGGGGCCAUCCCAGGCGGGUGGGUGUUUUGUGCGAGUCCCCUUACACCCCCACUUCCUCCAGGGGCCUCGUCCCCAUCUAGUAUCUCCUGAGACUUCCCGAUCCCCAGCGGGAAAAUCUGUUCUAAUUAAUCGUGUGAAGUGUCUUGUCUCCCAGCCGUGGGGCCCCCGGAGCCUCCCCCUUCUCCAAAUCGCUGUGAACUUACCCACUUCCUGCCCUUCUCUGUUGUAAAUACCCCUCACGGAGGAAAUAGUUUUGCUAAGAAAUAAAAGUGACUAUUUUAUUAGGA